Messenger RNA from Chanos chanos (milkfish), 2613 nucleotides. Its product is annotated as G-protein coupled receptor family C group 6 member A-like. Lineage: Eukaryota; Metazoa; Chordata; Actinopteri; Gonorynchiformes; Chanidae. Gene Ontology annotation, biological process: G protein-coupled receptor signaling pathway; DNA integration. The transcript is spliced from 7 exons. The record is from RefSeq and is a predicted model, not a curated record. Bases 1 to 2613 code for a protein of 870 amino acids. Gene Ontology annotation, cellular component: plasma membrane. Gene Ontology annotation, molecular function: nucleic acid binding; G protein-coupled receptor activity.
AUGGACCUGGUAAGGAAGGGAAUCCUGUACCAGCAGAAGGGACAGACUGAAGCUCUUGCAUUACCUUCCUCCAUGAAACAUCAAGUAGGGCUGCCAAGAGAGGUUCUGACAGAUCAGGGAAUUAAUUUCCUGUCGAAGCUCUUGCAACAGGUGUACCAGCUGAUUGGUAUCAAAGGCAUUAAGACCACCCCUUACCACACCCAACCAAAUAGUUUGGUUGAGACGUUCAAUCAAACAUUGAAGAGCAUGCUGAGGAAGUUUGCUUCUCAGACAGGAGCUGACUGGGACCAGAGGCUGCCUUACCUCCUUUCACCUACCGAGAGCUUGAUGAAUGAAACAUUGCUGCGAAUCCAGGUGAUGAUCUAUGCAAUUGAGGAGAUCAAUAAUUCUUCGCUCCUACCAAAUGUGACACUUGGAUAUGAAAUCUAUGACUCUUGCCAAGAUGUAUCCUUUGCUUUGAGAAGUACACUGAAACUAAUGGAGAAAACUGAUGACGAACUGAUAGGCUGUGCUGAUGAGAAAGACAAUAUCACGUCCACAAAGAACAUUAAGGCAGUGAUCGGAGAGUGGUUGUCUGAAAUCUCAAUCGCUGUGGCACGUCUUCUAGCUCUAAAUCUAACUCCACAGAUAAGCUAUGGGGCCACAAGUCAGAUACUGAGCAGGAAGGAAAAGUUCCCAUCAUUCUUACGCACUACUCCGAGUGACCUGAUUCAGGCCAGAGCCAUUACAGAGUUGGUGACAAGUAUGAACUGGAAAGCUGUUGGCAUCUUUGGGAGCGAAGAUGAGUACGGGAAAUACGGUUCAGAACAACUUAAUGAUGACUUCAAAAAUCAUGAUGUAUGUGUGGAAUUUAAAAUAGUUUUGCCUGCAGACUUUGAAAAGAAUAACGCAACACUCAGUACUGUUUUGGACAAGAUUCAAAAUUCUUACACAGAAGCCAUUGUGAUUUUCACGAUUGAGCAAAACGUGAGGAGAAUCUUUGAAGGAGCCAUUGAACGAGGGAUCAAUAAGACAUGGAUAGCGAGUGAUGCUUGGUCCACAUCAAAAUAUGUAUGUAAAAUGCCCAAUAUUCAAAAAGUUGGAAGAGUCAUUGGUGUGACUAUUAAAAGAAACAAAGUGCCAGGAUUUGAUGAAUACCUCGGCCAUCUCGCCUCCAAAGAGAAUUUUAAUAGUACCUUUUUAUACGAGUACUUAACUAACUAUAGCAUGUGUGUUGGAUUAAGCUCUCAAAAUCCAAAUGGCUGUUUGACUUCUGGCUCAGUGAAGAACUGUGUUGACGCUCAAUGCUUGCAGAACAUGUACAAGCAGGAUGAAUCUUAUGAACCACACAGCAUCUACCUUGCUGUAAAAGUAAUAGCUCAAGCUUUGAAAAACUUGCUCAAGUGCAACAACGAGACAUGUGAAAACACCAACACCUUUCAAGCCUGGGAGCUACUGGAGGAGAUUAAGCAAGUCAAUUUGUCUGUGACCAAUGACAGUUACCUAACUUUCAACAAGAAUGGAGACCCAACUGUUGGAUAUGAAAUUUUCGACUGGGAAAUUAAAGAAAAGGGGGUCAAUUUCUUGGUAACUCCUCCAGGUAACUGUUCUAAAUCCUGCAGUCCAGGAUACGAACUGAAAUCAAACAUUGGCACUUGCUGCAAGACAUGCAAACACUGUGAAGAGGGACAGUACUCAGAUGGAACAAUGGAGUGUAAAAGUUGCAGUGGCCAUGAGUAUUCCAAUGAUAACAAGACGGGGUGUGUGAACAAAACCAUUGAAUAUCUGGAAUGGAGCGAUCCCUUCUCGAUCAUCUUGGUUUUAUUCGAUUCAGUCGGGAUAGUCCUCACUUUGAUGGUUCUCAUUUUGUUUGCCGUGUACAGGACCACACCGAUUGUGAAAGCCACAGGGAAAUAUAUUUGCUUUGUCGCGCUGCUUGCUCUCUUGGGGUGUUUUUGUAGCGUUAUGCUUUUUCCAGGCCUACCCUCCAAUGUGUCCUGUAUGGCUGGGUUGCCGCUCUUUGCUAUAUCUUUCACGAUCUGUGUAUCCUGUGUUCUGGCCAACCUGCUUCAGAUCUUUGCUGGUUUUGCCUUCAAACUGAAUUUUGGGAACUGGAUUAAGCGUCUCAACAAACCCGCUGCGGUGGUAAUGGCUUGCUCGAGUGUGCAGAUAGUCUUGUGCACACUGUGGCUAACACUUUACCCCCCUCAACAGCGUAGAAACAACGGACAUGUACAUGAAAUCCUGAGCGAAUGUGACGUAGUGUCUGUCGGUUUCUUUAUAGGCACUUUAGCGUACAUUGCCUUUCUUGCCGCUCUCUGUUUUCUUUUUGCAUUCAAGGGAAAACAGUUACCAGAUCUUUAUAAAAACGCCAGCUUUAUCACUAUUAGCAUGCUCAUCUACCUGGUGGUAUGGAUGAUUUUCAUACCGGUUUAUGUCAAUAUGUCUGGUGAGUAUAAAAGAGCAAUUGAGGCAACCGCCAUUUUAAUGUCUAGUUACAGUCUCCUCGCUUGUUACUUUGGGCCUAAAUGUUACAUCAUUCUGUGGAAAAGUCAGUUGAACGAGGAGAACGCUAUUGUAGAAUACGUCCGUCAACAUUAUAAUAAUAAAAGAGUCAGCACUGUGACGUCUUAA